CCAACAGAAGCAACGGGAGGCGAGGUUGAGCGUGCUCUUUGCGCGUCACUCAUCCCUCCUCCGAGGGAAACGUCAAGCCUGGCUGGCAGAGCCUGUCCUCGCAGGAAGACAAGGGCCCAGUGUGCAAGCCAUUUCCUCUCCAUCUCACGCCAAGAGCGGCGGAGCCACGGAACGCGGCGCGCAGCUUCACCAGAGGGACGGCAACUUCCCUCCCGCCCCGUAGCGCCCUGCGCUCCCCCUUCUCCGCCAGCUCCGUGUUCUUUCACAGCAGCGGACGCUCUUUCGUGCUGCGCAGGAAGAGAUGCCGCGCUGAAAACGACCAGAAACUAAGAUAUCGAGGGAUUCAUUUGGCGGAGUUGCUGGACCUGAAAUGGAAAACGGCAAUAACAGCAAACAAAGUCUCAAGGAUUAUGAAUUCGAGGCUUCUCAGCUCGGCUACCUGCUGGAGAAUCUCUCCAAUAUGACGCAAAGCGCUGUGAUGGAGUCAGAGCAGAGGCUCCCUGAGCCAUGCUGGGACUUCAGGAAACCAGAGAGCCAAAUACACAGGCAGGCCGAGCAAGCAAACCUGGAAAAACAAAAGGCCGAGUCAACGACACGGCUGUGGCCUACUCAGCUGGGCUCUCCGUGGGAUGCGCCCUCUGCCUCAGCUCUGCAUACCUUCCCCAGAUCGCGACCUCUGCUGUGCGAAUCGAGCAUGGGGCGGCCCCGGGCGGCCAGCUGUGGCUGCUCGCUCAACCGCAGGGCCGCCCCACCGACCCGGCCGGGGCCCGUGCCGCACGGCACCCUGCGCAGGGCCCUCCAGGCCGAGGAGCGGUGCAACGACUUUGAGGCGGAGAACGCCACGCUGCAUGCGGAGAACUCGCGGCUACAGCUGGAGCUGGCCACAGCGCACAUCCAGCUGUCGGCGCUGCAGGCACACCUCGAGUCGCUGUGCGACCACACGCGUGAAUUCCUGCUCGCCCAGAUGGAGACGCUGCACGUGCCUAGGGACGCUCUGGGACGUUGACGCUGAUGCGAUUCUUCGCUCAUCUCCUUUUCCUGUCAGGGGGUCGACUGGUGAAUAUUUCCCAGCUGAAACACACGUGGUUUAAGGCUCACCGAGAAGAGUCCUGAUGGGCACUGUGACGAGGGUAACGGGAUAUGACGUGAAAAAGGUCGUGUAAUGUAAUGUUAAAAAUAAGCUAGUCCUCAUAGUAAUCCUAGUCCUAUGGGUAGUUUACUAUUUUUAUUCUUUUUAUUUUAACAGUUAAGGCCCACUGAGGUAUUAGUUCUUUUUCAGAAGCGACUUGGCCGUAAAUAAUAGCUCAACGAAGUGGCUUAUCAUGUGCAAAUGUGUAGCAGCCAAAUACUGUAAAGUCAUGUUUCUAAAUGUGGAGGGAAAAACCAGAAGACCGGGAGAAAAAUCCACAUGACCACGGGUAACCUUGUUAUCCAUAGCCCUCACCUUAGAAAUAACUUCCACCCAUAGUCAUGACAAUGAUUGAUUGCACGAAUGCUGUGAAACUCCCCGUCGGCGUCGAGCAGGAGCCAUCCCCUGACUUGCCAGGAAAUGGCGGUACAGCAAGUGGACUAAUCAUCAUUUUCUUGGUUUUUUCGGUAAAGUCAAUAAAAAUUAAAGCAUAAUAAAAUUAUGUUUUAUUUUUUAUUAUUUUAUUAGUUCCCUUCUACGUGACUUUACCGAAAGAACCAAGAAGAUGAAUCCCUGCAGUCACGAAAGCUUUAAAUCGAAAUUUAAUCAUCAUUUAUUUCCAUAUAUACAGGGAUAAUGUUUCCCCCUCACAUGCGUGGGUUUUCUCCAGGUGCCCUGGUUCAUGGCUCUUGUAUAAACACUCACAAAUUGUAUGACAUUUUUUUUAUUGGAUCCAUUGCAUAUCCGAUGGUUACAGGCGAGAGGACACUGGCUGACAUCUUCUCAAAAUAAAAACGCAUUGCAGGACCCUCCUGAAAAAAGAGUCCUACUACUCAGGGUGGUGCUCCUGGACAAUUAAACAAAAUAAGUAAAGUAACUGCAGCAAAAACACUCGCACUAAUUGUACAAACUCAAAUUAUAACUUUAAAAGCCCAGGCCCCUACCCUAGCCCUAUCUUUAAGCCAAUCUUUUUCAUAGCCAUAGCAUGAAUCAUUACCCCAGCAAUGAAACUACUAUUCUUUGGGUCUUUCCGUAAAGUCACGUAGAUAGGUUCAAAGAAAAUUACAAAAAACUGAAACUACGACGUUUCGAUCGCAACACAAACGGUUGUCUUCAGGAAAAGGGGGAUUAGCUUCCAAAGGCAAACUAUUUAUAAGGGUUUGAAAUGGGCGUACCCCAAAUGUCAGCAGCCAAUGUUAAUGAAAGUGGUGGGCAGCCAACCCAACGGUGGUUGGUUUUCCCUCAAUCAAAGGGCUGCCAGGUGAAAAUUAGCAUGUUAAUGAGAGAUUAGCAUGUUAAUGGAGAAUCACAGAGCCGCAACCGAGGGGUCGGUGUGCGAAGAAGCUGUUUUGGUGUGAAUCAUGUGAAUGCGCAAGUUUGAAAUGGGCGUAAAGCACAACUAACAUCGGAAGGUGGUAGGAUAGGAACAUCAUAGCCAGUUAUGGAGGCGGAAAAGAACACCAAGCAACCAUUCUUGGAUGUUCUAAUCAAAAAGAGACCAGAUGGUUCAAUGGGACACUCUGUCUACAGGAAAGCCACCCAUACGGAUGCAUAUCUAAAACCUGACUCCCACCACCAUCCAUCUCAGAAGAAUUCCCUCAUCAAAACUCGAUACCAUAGAGCUCGAUGUAUUUACGACUGUCAUCACCUAGCCAGUGAACUGGAACAUGUACACCAAGCUCUCAGACUCCACAAUCCAUAAAGCUAUCACCCCAACCGUUGAGAAAGAACCAUCUGAGGACCCAAUCAAAACCAUCACCUUGCCAUACAUAGCAGAGGUCACUCAAGAGAUGUCCAAAAUCAUGUACAAACAAAAGAUCCAGGUUCGAUUUAACAUAGUACGUAAAAUUUGUGAUCUGAUCCCAUCUGUGAAGGAUGUGUUCCCUGACGAGCAUUACUCCAGCGUCUACAAACUAAGUUGUGUCUGCGGCAGUAGUUACAUUGGGGAUACUAAGCGACAUGUCUCGGACCGUGUUCGUGAACAUAAGGCAGAUCUUAAACACGGUAGGACCAAUACCUCGGCCGUGGCUGAUGAUUGUUUUAAUGCGGUGGGCUCACACGAAAUUUAUUUAUCUAAGACGAAGGUACUUUGCAAGCCCACUGGCUAUCAACAAAGAUUCGUUCAUGAAGCCAUCCAUAUAUAUAGACACAGACACAAUUUCAAUCGAGAAGAUGGGUACAAACUGAGCAAUCAUUGGAAGGAUGUUAUCUACCAGUUUAAGUCAUAACUGGCUAUUGUUGUAUAUGUUGGUUAUCGAAAUUUGUUAUGUUGUAUGCGUGCGUGGGUGAAAUUAUUAUGUUGUAUAUGUGGGUUAUGAAUAUUCAGUGAAAAUAAUAAUAAUUAAAUGAAAUUUGGCCAAAUGUGUAAUUAUCCAGAAAUAUGUUAAUUUAUGUAAUUAUGCACAUUUUAAUUAUGCCAAUUCGAGAGGUAAUCGUAUUAAUUAUGCGAGUGGGUGUAAUUAUGAUAAUGCAAGUCGUUAUGAUAACCAGACCCCGCCUCGGUGACGAGGGUGGGUUAUCGAUCGGAAUAAGGCAAUUAAUCGUAUGCAGUUAUGCAGGUGUGGUGUAAGUAUGCAAGAUUAACUUAGAUUAACUCGGCAUCGUUGUCUAGGUUCGUCUCAUUCUCGCUUUAACAUUCCCAGAGUGUAUAUUCGUGGUUAUAUUUUAGGUCCCCGGUUCACCCCGUUAUCGCUUUAACAUUUACUGAGUAUGUAUUAGUGUGUUUAUUAAGGUCACCAAGUUCAGAUCUCAACGCAGAAGCAGAUCUUAUGCAUAGAUUUCAGGAAAGAAUCACACAACCACUUCUGUAUUGAUCAAUUUAUUACUAAUUCAACCUUAACUAUGAUAUAGUAUGCGAACUCUCAAUCCCGGAACGUCAACACGGCAUCAAUACAGUAUCAUCAACGAUUGUCUGAUUUCACUUUGACAACGGCACAUGGAUCCCGCAUAACGCGAUGGUUGUUAGUGAGAGAGAGUCGUUAAAAUAUGCAAAUACUAUGCUAAGAAAACCUUAACGUUAAUGAAUGAUUAUGCUCAAUAUUGUUCACGCAGUACCGCACUCCUUAUUGAUCAUACGCAACCCUUAUCACGUUGUUAGCACCUUGGGUCACGGGACAGUUGAAUAUUCUGUAGAGGAUGCGAGUACGUGCGGCGAUUAUGACUGAAAGAUACUUGAAAGAUUAUACGGCGAUAAAAAAACACAAUCAAAAACAGUUAUUAUUCUUAAAGGCACCAAUCUCAACAGAUACAUCGGCAGGUUAUCUGACAACAGAACGGCUCGGAGUAAGGGCCUGCGACGGUGCUCCUUUUCCGAAGAUCGUUAUCUUAUACCAAGUUUACUAAUUGGGGACCAGAUCACCUGAUAAGGAUCCGGUGGGCCACCACUCCCCACGUGAGCGUGGCUCGGCGGAAGGAGGUGCCAAGAAUCAGUUCGUAUUGAUGGAUCUGUUGGGAAUUUAUGCGAUUAAGAGUACAGCCCACUAAAUAUUAAAGAUAAAAAUUACGAAUACUUUAUAAACGACGGAUGGCCAUCACUCGGUCUCGUUGUGAUGCCUUCCCAGCCACAGAUGGCUUAUGGGUUCGAGUGUGUUUGAGUGGUAAGAGUUGUCUUGAAUAGUCAGUGUUCGGAGUCGAUUCUUUAUGUCAAACAGACGCCUGGUGGUCGUGUGGUGAGGGGGCGGUGCGCGUCAUACGUAUCAGUCGCUCCCCUGUCACCGUGGUGAACUGGUUCGGAUGCCCGUUGAUACGCUGUCGCAGUUCGGAACCCGGUCGGUAGGUGGCGCCCACAACUCGCUCGCAGCGUGCAGUGUUGUCGUCGACU
Messenger RNA from Lethenteron reissneri (Far Eastern brook lamprey), 4949 nucleotides. RefSeq lists its product as uncharacterized. Lineage: Eukaryota; Metazoa; Chordata; Hyperoartia; Petromyzontiformes; Petromyzontidae. The record is from RefSeq and is a predicted model, not a curated record.